Zymoseptoria tritici IPO323 is the source of this 1380-nucleotide messenger RNA. RefSeq lists its product as uncharacterized. The coding region runs from base 1 to 1380 and encodes 459 amino acids. The record is from RefSeq and is a predicted model, not a curated record. The transcript has a single exon. NCBI's taxonomy places the organism in Eukaryota, Fungi, Ascomycota, Dothideomycetes, Mycosphaerellales, Mycosphaerellaceae.
AUGUCCGACCCGCACCGGAGAAAUCCAACAGAAUUAGGUGGGCACUUCGACUCUUUGCCCGAAGUAUCGGGCGCAAAUCUUCCCGAGCAACUCCAAAACACGCAAACCACGACUAGCACAACUCGCCGAAGCGCCUUCGGAGACUACCGCAACGACUUGAUCGGUCCUCGUUCAAACAACGCACCACAUCGUUCGACGAUGCUCUACGCUCCACUCACCAACAACUCAAACGCCGUCUACGACACUUCCCGCCAAGAGCACACUGCUCUUACUCGAGGUCAACUGCUCACGAGCGAAGAGAUGCGCAGGUCAGGAAGACCCGUUGCGCCCCUUGUUCGCAGACGUGAUGUAGCAGCGAGUCGCGGGCAAGAGCUUCCAGACCAAGAUGCCAUCACUCGUGAGCUGACAUCGACUUUGCGAUCACGUCUACCGCUGGAGCGCCCUCACGUUCUCAACCCGCUCGCACCUCUGGCUUCAGGCGGUGGAGGCAGAUUUACCUACCCUGCGCUGCGCCGAGAAGCUGCCCCUAGUCCGGAAGACCAGCCUCAAUCGGAUGGAGCGCACCAGCCUCGUGGAGAUACCCUGUAUGCCUCCCUCAAUCCGUCAAAUGCGCGCCGCGUGAGGUUCGGCGACCAGUCUCUCGUGGUUUCUCCAGACGAACCAGUCGAUGCGCCAGCGACUGCAAACCUUGCGCCUCAAGCGAGACCUGUACUUCCUGACCCACUGGCUUCAGGUACAGAGGAAGACCUCCUCGAGACCAAUAGCGAAGACGAGCUUGAGGAGGAAGAAGAAGAACCUUACCCCCACGGCCAUCCUCUCCACGUGUGUAGUGUCCCAGCCUACAAGGGACCUCGACCACACUACACAACCUUCCCCAUCCUCUCCAAGAUCCCCGGUUACGUCUGGACUGGCCAUGCCGAGACGGACGCAGCUCUAAAGCUGCAAUACAAUCGCCGCAUCGAGUUCAUGUUCGGCGACUGCGUGAUCUGUCGCCAGGAGUUUGACAAUGGCUGGGAGACGAUUUGUGAGCACAUCACCUGCACGUCGUGUAUGUUGAAGUGUCACUCUCUUCGUGGGGUUUGCCCGCUGUGCAACCAGGAGAUCAGUCUGGAUCCCAAGGGCGGCACGUUUCUACGAAAGUGGAAGGCGGAGUAUGGUAGACAUGGGGAGGAUCCAGUCAAGCUGGCAGAGAUCAAGUACGAGCAGCAGAAGACCAUGAUCUUGGAGAAGGAUCCGGGUGCGAGGUGGGAGCUGUGGGCACUGGAGGCGAAGCAGGAGCGGGACAAACUUGAGAAACAGCUUGCGGCGAUUGUGCCGAUCGGAGGCAGGUUCCCGGACGGGACGAUUCGGAGAGGGAUUCUCGGGAUCGAUCGCUUUUGA